GUUACUAUAUAUAUUAUACAAUACUAUAAAGUGUUAAAAGAUCAAUAUGGCUUCUUCCAUGGUUGCUGCAGCGACAGUUCGUGCUGUCAAAGGUAGAAAAAUAUUAGCCACGCGCGCUGCGCUUACUUUAACACCAAGUGCAGUAAAAAAAAUCAAAGAAUUAUUGAAAGAUAAAAGUGAAUUUAUUGGUCUAAGAGUAAGUGUGAAACAACGAGGAUGUAAUGGUCUUAGUUAUACUCUAGAUUAUGCCAAAGAAAAGUCUAAACUUGAUGAAGAAGUUAUUCAAGAUGGUGUUUGUAUUAUGAUCGAUAAAAAGGCACAAUUAUCUUUAUUAGGUACUGAAAUGGAUUAUAUAGAAACUAAAUUAAGUUCUGAAUUUAUUUUUAAUAAUCCAAAUAUCAAAGGUACAUGUGGAUGUGGAGAAAGUUUCUCCGUUUAGUUACUUUAUAAAAUUGUAGUUAACAUAGAUCAUUCAAUUGAUAAAUUUUAGUAAAAUGUAAGUUUACAAGCAUAUAACUUUACUAAAUGACACCUUUUUAAUUUUUUCUAUAAAUAUCCAUCAAUUUGGAUAUUUAAUCUUAAAAUUUAUAAUAAUUAUAAUAUUAAAGAUGUCAUGUAAAGGUAAUAGAAAAAUCACUAUUGUUUACUAAAAAUUUUUUUUGUUAUAAAAAAGGAAAAAUUGAUAGUAUGACAGAUGUAACAUUAUACAAUAUUACAUUCAUACAUACACGUACACAAAAUAUGUUACAAGAUAUGAAGGAAUGUGUAACAAUUAUCAUAAGUAAAUUUAAAUUUGAAUUGGUAAAAAUUU
This is a messenger RNA of Apis dorsata (giant honeybee), 811 nucleotides long. It is a transcript of the gene MagR, whose product is annotated as iron-sulfur cluster assembly 1 homolog, mitochondrial. Gene Ontology annotation, biological process: iron-sulfur cluster assembly. The transcript has 3 exons. The coding region runs from base 47 to 439 and encodes 130 amino acids. Gene Ontology annotation, cellular component: mitochondrion; cytoplasm. Lineage: Eukaryota; Metazoa; Arthropoda; Insecta; Hymenoptera; Apidae. Gene Ontology annotation, molecular function: 2 iron, 2 sulfur cluster binding. The record is from RefSeq and is a predicted model, not a curated record.